Dermacentor andersoni is the source of this 1158-nucleotide messenger RNA. NCBI's taxonomy places the organism in Eukaryota, Metazoa, Arthropoda, Arachnida, Ixodida, Ixodidae. The record is from RefSeq and is a predicted model, not a curated record.
AUGGCGGCCCAAGCUUCGCGUAAUCCGAACUCCCUGAAGCUGGCCCAGGAUGUGCGACCGCCGAGCAUCACAAGCCGGAAACGAAAGAUGCGAAUGCCCGAACUACCACUCUUCACCGAAACGUCGGUCACGUCGCGCCGCCUCCCGGCCACUCGUGGCCAUGGUUCUUGCGUGGUGACGUUCGCGGCCGUGUUCCUGCUGCUCACGACGGCCACGGUGCUCUAUCUGCGCAUCCCGAUGCAGCAGCGUUCUCUGCGCGGCAAGAGACCCAUCAGCAACGCGCCUCUGGGAAGGUUCAGCAGCUGGGCUGCCAUCGUCGGCCACGAACGGUGCAACCAUGUGCCCAGGAAGAUUCUCAUCGAGAUGAAUGGCACCGCGGCCGACGCUGCCGUAGCUUCUAUGCUGUGCGUCUGCGUCGUGUUGUCCCACGCCUGCGGCCUCGGCGGCGGGUUUUUCGCUCUCCACUACAAGAACAAGACCCCGUCGGAGGUAAAGUUCGUGGACGCAUGGGAGACGGCUCCGCUGCAAGCUUCCGAAGCCCACUACGUCGCAUAUCACAACGACACCAUCUUCGGCGUGCGUUCGGCCGGUGUCCCUGGCCAAGUGAGCGGCUUCCGAGAGCUCCUGGAUGCGGGAGGGUCACGCUUGCCCUGGGCAGCGCUCUUCGAAGAAGCCAUCAAGGUGGCCUCGCAAGGAGCCCCCGUAACGACGGAGAUGGCACAGCAGCUGGCACGCCGACGGGCGCACGUCCUGGCGAACCCGGCGCUAAGGUCGCUGUACACGAAGAAAGGUCUAGACACCUUAGUCGGGCCGGAAGACGUGGUGGUCAACGAGCCCCUGGCUCGAACUCUCCAGAUUCUGGCCGCGAAAGGGAGCGGAGACUUCUACACCGGGAGCGUGGCCGCCGACCUCUUACGUGACGUGCGCACGUCAGACGGACUCUUGACGGAGCAAGACCUGGCCGAGUACCGUGCGCGCGUGGGCAAUGCUACCGGCAUGCAGCUGGGCAGAGUAAUGACCGUGUGGUCAGCCCCGCCUCCUUCGUCUGGCAUCGUGGUCAGCUUCAUACUGGCGCUGAUCAGCAGGUGCGAUGACGUCACAGUAUCUUCAUUGUUGUUUUGUUGUUUUAUUUAUUUAUUUAUUUAUUUAUUUAUUUAA